Messenger RNA from Raphanus sativus (radish), 995 nucleotides. RefSeq names its product transcription factor MYB54. Gene Ontology annotation, biological process: regulation of DNA-templated transcription. Bases 41 to 889 code for a protein of 282 amino acids. The transcript is spliced from 3 exons. The record is from RefSeq and is a predicted model, not a curated record. NCBI's taxonomy places the organism in Eukaryota, Viridiplantae, Streptophyta, Magnoliopsida, Brassicales, Brassicaceae. Gene Ontology annotation, molecular function: RNA polymerase II cis-regulatory region sequence-specific DNA binding; DNA-binding transcription factor activity, RNA polymerase II-specific. Gene Ontology annotation, cellular component: nucleus.
GACAUUGUUGUAGGAGAGAGACCAAGCGAAGAAGACUUAGAUGGAUAUCUCAUGCUUCCAAAAAUACCCUUUUGAUCUCCCUUGCAGUAGAGCAUUUAAUGGGGAUGGAGAAUACAAUGCAGUAGAGUUCUCUAAUAAAAGAAGGAUGGUGAAGGUGAGUGAUGAAUCAAAGAAUAAGAAAAAGAAGCAGAGAGGUUCUAGAGUUUGUAGUAGAGGACAUUGGAAAAUUUCUGAGGAUUCUCAGCUCGUGGAACUUGUUGCGGUUUACGGACCUCAAAACUGGAACCACAUUGCGGAGAAGAUGCAAGGAAGAACAGGCAAGAGUUGUAGAUUGAGGUGGUUUAACCAGUUAGACCCUAGGAUCAACAAGAGAGCUUUCAGUGUUGAGGAAGAAGAGAGACUACUUGCAGCUCACAGAGCAUUUGGUAACAAAUGGGCUAUGAUUGCUAAGAUUUUCGAUGGAAGAACUGACAAUGCCCUAAAGAAUCACUGGCAUGUCCUCAUGGCAAGAAAGUUAAGGCAACAAUCAACUUCUUACAUGAGGAGAUUCAAUGGGUCUGCUCAUAAACCUAAUGCAGAUCACAAAAGCUUUAAUCACUCUCCUGGUAGUGUAGAUGAUGAAGAUAUGAAUUUGGAAGAUAACAGCUGGAAAAUGCUAAAUGAGGAAACAACUAACCUGAAAGAAGAGUAUUGUUCUUCACGCAUGCCAAUGCAGGCCCCGCAUCACUACUACUCAGCCUUAUCUGCAGAUUCCUUGGCACUGACACUGCAUGUGUCCAUCCAAGAACCAUCAUCAUCAUUGUCGUCAUUAUCACUGCCACCAUCAUCUGCAGAACCUCCAGCAUUUAUAGAUUUUCUUGGUGUAUGCCACCAAAGCCCCAACAUCUAAAAGGAAAAAAAAAAGAGAGUGAGAGCUAAUUAAAAACUUGAUCACUCCUGUCAUUAUUAUCAAACUCCAUGUCUUCUGUAAGCUAUUAACAUGACAAGUUAGGAAA